Messenger RNA from Parastagonospora nodorum SN15, 339 nucleotides. RefSeq lists its product as hypothetical. Gene Ontology annotation, biological process: protein phosphorylation. The transcript has 4 exons. NCBI's taxonomy places the organism in Eukaryota, Fungi, Ascomycota, Dothideomycetes, Pleosporales, Phaeosphaeriaceae. Gene Ontology annotation, molecular function: ATP binding; protein kinase activity. The record is from RefSeq and is a predicted model, not a curated record. Bases 1 to 339 code for a protein of 112 amino acids.
AUGGAGUGGGGCUCCAAGGUGGACAUUUGGAGUGUCGCUACGUUACACCUAUUUGACGCCUGUGACAACGAAGUCGCAUACCUUGGAAUGCCUCCACUUCAAUACACGCAAAGCAACGAUAUAACAAAGAAGGUUUUCAACGAGCAAGGACACUGGACGGGUAGUUCUAAGAGUGCGCAUAUCCAUACGAUCUCACUCGAGGAUAGAAUCUCAGUGCUUGAAGGAGAGGAAAGGAAAUUGUUUCUCGACUUCAUGCGAUCGAUGCUCAGACGUCGGCCGGAAGACAGGAAGUCUGCAACUGAACUUUUGAAACACCCAUGGAUAGCUGACGCUAUGUAG